GACCCAUAAAAGAUUUGAGUUCUGGUUCAAAGUUAACCCGUGUAUCCUUAUGUGGUAUCCACGUGUCAGAAUCUUCAUCGCCGAUAGAACGCACGACGUCAGCAUCCCGGGCUCUACUCCUCCCCCAGAUCGAUCGCUUCCAAUGGCAGUCAACGAUCCCCAUAAAACAUCGCAAAAUUAAAGAAAUCUGAAAACGGCGAAUUGUUCGGAGCAUCGUAAAGAGAUUUAAAUAGAGUGUGAUUUAUCUUGUACACUGGUUUUUGAUUGGUCUUGAAAAGCUGUUUCGCCGAUCAGAGUUUGGCGGUUUCACGAGCGGUUUUGGUUUUUCAUGGUAUGGGAAGAAUGGGAAGUGGCGUGAGAAGUUACUCGGCGAAUCCCAAUGAUUACAAGCUUCUAGAAGAGGUCGGUUAUGGUGCUAGCGCCACCGUCUAUAGGGCGAUCUAUCUUCCUUUCAAUGAAGUUGUUGCCGUUAAGUGUUUGGAUCUCGAUCGCUGCAAUAGCAAUCUGGAUGACAUUCGUAGGGAGGCUCAAACAAUGAGCUUGAUAGAUCAUCCUAAUGCAAUAAGGGCAUACUGUUCAUUUGUUGUUGACCGAAACCUUUGGGUGGUUAUGCCAUUUAUGGCUGAGGGCUCGUGUCUACACCUUAUGAAGAUAUCAUUUCCAGAUGGAUUUGAAGAGUCUGCUAUUGGUUCUAUCCUGAAAGAAACUCUUAAGGCUUUGGAGUACCUGCAUCAACAUGGACACAUCCAUCGCGAUGUUAAGGCUGGAAACAUACUACUUGAUAGUAGUGGGUUGGUGAAGCUUGCUGAUUUCGGUGUUUCAGCCUGCAUGUUCGAUAAAGGUGAUAGACAACGCUCAAGAAAUACUUUUGUAGGAACCCCAUGCUGGAUGGCUCCAGAGGUGUUGCAGUCAGGAAAUGGAUAUGAUUUUAAGGCUGACAUGUGGUCAUUUGGAAUUACUGCACUGGAGUUGGCUCAUGGUCAUGCACCCUUUUCAAAAUACCCCCCAAUGAAGGUUCUUUUAAUGACCAUUCAGAAUGCCCCUCCUGGACUUGACUACGACCGUGAUAAAAGGUUCUCUAAGUCUUUUAAAGAAAUGGUUGCAAUGUGCUUGGUGAAAGAUCCAACAAAGAGGCCAACUGCAGAAAAGUUGCUAAAACACUCCUUUUUCAAGCAUGCUAAGCCUCCAGAACUUUCUGUAAAGAAACUCUUUGCUGACUUGCCACCGCUAUGGAAUCGUGUCAAAGCCCUCCAGCUUAAAGAUGCUGCACAACUAGCUUUGAAGAAAAUGCCUUCAGCAGAACAAGAAGCAAUAUCACAGAGUGAGUACCAGCGAGGUGUUAGUGCCUGGAAUUUUGAUAUAGAGGAUUUGAAAGUCCAAGCAUCACUGGUGCAAGAUGAUGAAAUUCAAGAAAUGAAGGAAGAAGAUGAAAGCAUGAAAUUGUUUGUUAAUAAUAAGGAUGCAUCUAAUUCAAGAUCUAGUCUGGGAAAAUCAAUCUCCACAAUUGACAUUAUCAGCAGUGAAGAAAAGAGCGGUGAUGAAGUUUACCCAGUUGAGUGCGUGAACAAAAAAGGAAAAAAUCUGGAAAGUGAUUUACUAGAUUCUGAAAAUCAAUGUAAAAAUGGUAUAGAGAAAUAUGGAUCAAGAACUGAGCUGCUACCACCAACCUCAGAUAAAGAUGCUGCACAAGCCAAGACAAAAACUUCAACAGGAAAAAAUCGCCGGACUCAGAGUGGUCCACUCAUGCCUGGUAUUGUGCUAAAUCAUUCCAAGUCAGAAAGGGGGCGUAAUUUUGAAAGGUGUGAGAUUGAAAACCAACCACCAGUUGAGAGAGUUCAACGUGAAGUACGGAGAGCACCGAGCUUUAGUGGUCCAUUGAUGCUUCCAAACCGAGCUUCAGCAAACAGUUUAUCAGCUCCCAUUAAAUCUUCAGGAGGAUAUAGAGAUUCUUUGGAGGACAAAUCAAAGGCCAAUUUGGUGCAAAUAAAAGGGCGGUUUUCAGUAACUUCCGAAAAUGUUGAUCUUGUAAAGGAUAUUCCGUUAUGCACAGUUCCUCGAAGAUCUUCACAGGGAUCUCCCCUAAGGAAAUCUGCUAGUGUUGGAGAUUGGUUGCUUGAUUCCAAACAAUUGCCUGUCAGUCAGUCUCCCAAGGAAAUUGGCAACGGUAACAUACCUGCGUCACUUCUCAUGCUCCACCUUCAGAACCUUUUUCAGCAGACAUCAAUUCAACAGGAUAUCAUUAUGAAUUUGUUGAAUAGCUUGCAACCUGCUGAGGUCACAGAUGCUUCUCAAAAUGGAAAGUUGUCAUCGUUACCUCGCAGUUCUGAGAUUAAUGGAAAUGUUGAAUAUGCAGUGUCUGAAAGGGAGCGUCUACUGUUUAUCAAGAUCUCUGAGCUUCAAGCUAGGAUGAUAAACUUAACUGAGGAGUUGACUGCUGAAAAAUCAAAAUACAUGCAAUUACAACAGCGGCUAAAUGCAGAGUCUGGUCACGAAGGAAAUGAGGACGGAAGAGAAGGGAAUGCUUAAAAAGUAAAAACAUUUUGAUAGAUGGGUAAAGCGAGACCACCAUGUAUAUUCAG
Cornus florida is the source of this 2579-nucleotide messenger RNA. RefSeq lists its product as uncharacterized. NCBI's taxonomy places the organism in Eukaryota, Viridiplantae, Streptophyta, Magnoliopsida, Cornales, Cornaceae. Bases 334 to 2526 code for a protein of 730 amino acids. Gene Ontology annotation, biological process: protein phosphorylation. The transcript is spliced from 22 exons. The record is from RefSeq and is a predicted model, not a curated record. Gene Ontology annotation, molecular function: protein serine/threonine kinase activator activity; ATP binding; protein kinase activity.